GGGCCCCCUCCAGCCGGGGCCGUGGAGCACCGGGGCAAAGGCCGGGGCCCCCCCAUGAAGGAGCGCGACGCGGCCCCGGCCGAGCGGGGCAAGCCGGCCACCUACACUGGGGACAAGAAGGCGAAGAUGGCCGCCAAGACCAACAAGAAGUGGGUCCGGCUCGCCACCGUGUUCGCCUACGUGCUCUCCGUGUCGCUGGCCGCCAUCGUGCUCGCCGUCUAUUACAGCCUCAUCUGGCAGCCGGUGGGCGCCGGGACCUCGGGGGGAGCAGCCGGCCCGCCCCCCGGCGGCUCCAACGCCACCGGCCCGUCCGGGACUUCGGGGGCGGCGGCCGUGGGGCCCAAUGCCACCGGGUCGUCCCGCCGCGAGGCGCCGCGCGACGCGCCCCCGCUGCAGGCGGCAGGGCCCACAGCUCCUGAGCCUUCUGCCGACAGCCCCCCGGCCGGGCCGCUGGAGCGGCCGCGGGGGCCCGAGGAGGACGAGGAGGAAGCGGCGGCGGCGCCCGGGAGGCGUUGAGCCCUUCCGCACCAGGGCCGGCGGAGAACCAUCCCCAAGCCUGGAGGCAGGACUUUGCAGCAGGACGGGGCGGAGAGCCCACGGAAGUGACCCUCUCGGGAGUGAACGCCCCCCUUCCCGCAAGGGUCGCCGACUUGCGGGGACGAGUGGCCUGCUGGCCGAUCUUCAGCCAAGGGACCACGAUUCGUCCAGGACUCGGGGGUUUGGUCCUCCCAGGACUGUGCCGCGGCCCCGGGGCCAGGAGCCAUUAGGGGGGUGGGGGGAGGGGUGGGGAGAUCCCAGCACCGAACCCUUCUGCGCCGCUUGCACUUGCGUAGCCUACGUGCAGGGGUGACUCGGGCUCUCCCCCAAGACUCAGGGGAUGGAGGGAGCUGUAGGGGCUCUUAAAUAAGCUGAAGCUGUCGGAAGGAGGAGGGCACCAAAAGUAGUGGAGCUCAGGAGAACAUCUGGGAAUCCAGUCCCCUGUCCCCAUCCAACCCCUGUAUUCUGGACUGUUGAAUCCACUCUGGGACGGAUCAGAGUCUAGAGAGACCACUUAUAGGUCCAACUGCUGGCCUCCUGACUCUAAAGCCUUCACUGGAAUUGGUACAUUAGUUCCAGCUCUAGCUGUGAACAUGACCAGAGACAUUAUUUAUAAUUCAGCCAUUUAAGAUAUACCUGUACUCAAAAAGUCUUGUAUAUUUUUUAAAAGUUUUAUUUUUCAGGUGAACAAAAAUACAUUCUAAGAACUCUACGUAAACCUGUGGAAGUUGUUUCUGUUUUCACAUUGCUUGGGGAAGAAGUAGAAGUAGAGGUUGGAAGAGGGGUCUGAGAUGUGGUGGAUGGGUCUUGAUAAAUAGCUGUUGGAGGAAAAAACAACUGCCCCAAUGUUCUCUGUGCCCAAUGGCUUGACCGAAUUGAUUAGUGAAGGGUGGUAGGAUCCAUCUUAGUCCAGAAGCAAUGACAGGGUUGGAAGAACAGCGAUAUCUAGCUUAAAAGGGUUGGAAAAAGUUCUGCUUUUACUGGACUCUAAGCAGAUGCCUAGCUGAGGAAGCUAAGAGACCAGUCACCAUGCAUAUUAAGAAUUAUUGCAAAUACUGAGCUGGCUGAGAGCUGAGGUGGGGAUAAGCCACCUGAUAACAUCACUGUUCUCACCUUUAAACAAACAAUUGACCCCCAGAUAGUUCAAGAAAUGCUAACACUGGGAAAGACACCAAGGAAUCUGCAGUGGUUGGUCAGAGCUUUGUCUACAGUGGAGUAAGCGAGAGAGCCAAAUGGCUGAGAGAAGCUUUAGAUUGCUUCAGAGGUGAGGCUUUUUCUCCCCAGAAAACAAACAAUAAAAAACAUGUGGGUGAAAAGCACAAAAAUAAGGGAUUAGUUGUGCUGCAAAAUACAUGGCAAGCAAUUGAGCUCAGCUCACUAUUAGUGCUGCCCAGUACACAACCAGAAGCCAGUGUUGGUGGGGCCCCCUGAGGUCUGCACUUCUCCAGAGCUGUUGGGGGGUGGCCGCUGCUCUUUUAUAUCACCUUGUAGUUUGCAGGGAGCCUGGAAAAGUCCGCCCUUCUUUUAUUUCCCUCUUCAGCCUACACAAUGGCUUUCUGUGAGAGGGCUUGGUAAGGCAGAGCAGAAGGGACAGAGUUUCCAGGUUCUAGUCAGCCCCUCCUUUCUGUAGAUGGUGACAUGUGGCUUUUGCAGCUGCACCGGGCUUCACACGGUGGGCCGAUACAGCAGUGUGUGUGGCAGGGUCCUGCUGGCUGAUGAAAAGGGCACUGUUCCACCAGAACAGGGCCCGGUUGGUGGGG
This is a messenger RNA of Molossus molossus (Pallas's mastiff bat), 2297 nucleotides long. It is a transcript of the gene INAFM2, whose product is annotated as InaF motif containing 2. The coding region runs from base 55 to 516 and encodes 153 amino acids. NCBI's taxonomy places the organism in Eukaryota, Metazoa, Chordata, Mammalia, Chiroptera, Molossidae. The record is from RefSeq and is a predicted model, not a curated record. The transcript is spliced from 2 exons.